CCGCGUCUUCGGGCUUUGUCGUUAACCUCCGUAGCUAGUUGUUGCUCGUCUGGGGUCUGAACGAUGAUUGACAAUAAUGGCGACGCGUUUAUUCUGAGUUGACUCCAGGGAACCCUCUCUGGUCGACAAAGGGAGCGUCUUGGAUGGAUUUUUUCUGCUCGACGGAAGAAAAAAAACCCACCGACAGGACUACAUUCGCAUUGAACGGAAAGGACUUGCUAGCCGGGAGAGGGUUAUCCUGCUAGCAUUGCGAUAGCUAGCAACUCUGCUCGCUAGCUUGCUAAGUUGAAGAGGUGGCAUUCUUGUGUGUGGAGUGGAGGAGAGAGACAGACAGCUUGCUGGGUACUCGUAUCUGGCUCAUCCAGCAAUGUGGCUACUUAACAUGCUUUUGGGCUAGCUUUUACUUAUCCUUCUCUAAGGCAACGCCGAUGAGGCGCUGGCUCGCACCUCACGUUAGCUUGUGGGGAUAGUUUUUUUAGGAGGGUUUAACAGCCUCCUUAGGUAGCUUAUUUAGCUAGCGGGCUAGCUUUUUGGGGGGGGGGGGAUUGUUCCAGUGUCUUUCCUGUUGGGACUCGCUCGCGCUGGCAUUUGGAAACAGUCGAACAAGCGCACCGAUUGCCUUUCACAUCUUGUUAACAAUCGCCACUGCACGUCCCCUUUUUUUAAAUAUAUAUAUAUAUACGCAAGAUGACCACCGGCAGGAAUAACCGAGCGAUGAUGGAAGGAGUAGGAGCCAGAGUGGUCCGCGGACCCGACUGGAAGUGGGGGAAGCAGGACGGUGGAGAGGGUCACGUUGGCACCGUGAGGAGUUUUGAAAGUCCCGAGGAGGUGGUGGUUGUCUGGGAUAACGGGACGGCCGCUAACUACCGCUGCUCCGGAGCUUACGACGUGAGGAUAUUGGACAGUGCUCCAACAGGCAUCAAGCAUGACAGAACCAUGUGUGACACCUGCCGUCAACAGCCCAUCAUUGGUAUACGCUGGAAAUGUGCUGAGUGCACCAAUUACGACCUUUGCACAACCUGUUACCAUGGAGACAAGCAUCACCUGAGACAUCGCUUCUACAGGAUCACCACCCCAGGCAGUGAGCGAGUUCUUUUGGAGUCACGUCGCAAGUCAAAGAAAAUCACAGCCAGAGGGAUCUUCACUGGUGGCCGGGUUGUGAGAGGAGUGGACUGGCAGUGGGAAGACCAAGAUGGAGGCAACGGAAGGAGAGGAAAGGUGACGGAGAUCCAGGACUGGAGUGCGGCCAGUCCUCACAGCGCUGCCUACGUACUGUGGGACAAUGGGGCCAAGAACCUGUACCGAGUUGGCUUUGAGGGAAUGUCGGAUCUGAAAUGUGUCCAGGAUGCCAAAGGAGGCUCUUUUUACAGAGACCACUGUCCCGUUUUAGGUGAGCAGAAUGGCAACAGAAAUCCCGGCGGGCUCCAGAUUGGAGACCUGGUCAACAUCGACUUGGACCUGGAGAUCGUUCAGUCCCUCCAGCAUGGCCACGGCGGGUGGACCGACGGCAUGUUUGAGACGCUCACCACCACCGGCACCGUGUGCGGCAUCGACGAAGAUCACGACAUUGUCGUCCAGUACCCCAGUGGGAACAGGUGGACGUUCAACCCGGCCGUCCUGACGAAGGCCAACGUGGUGCGCAGCGGCGACGCAGCAGCCGGGGCGGAGGGAGGCACUUCCCAGUUUGUAGUGGGAGACCUGGUCCAGAUCUGCUACGACAUCGACCGCAUCAAACUGCUCCAAAGAGGCCACGGAGAGUGGGCCGAGGCGAUGCUCCCCACCCUCGGCAAAGUGGGCCGCGUGCAGCAGAUCUACUCCGACAGCGACCUGAAGGUCGAGGUUUGCGGAACGUCUUGGACGUACAACCCCGCCGCUGUCACCAAGAUCGCCCCGUCUGGCUCUGCCGUCAGCAACGCCUCCGGAGAGCGCCUGUCCCAGCUGCUGAAGAAACUGUUUGAGACUCAGGAGUCCGGAGACAUCAACGAGGAGCUGGUGAAGGCGGCGGCCAACGGCGACCUGGCCAAAGUCGAGGACAUCCUAAAGAGAGCGGAUGUGGAUGUGAACGGGCAGUGUGCUGGACACACUGCCAUGCAGGCGGCCAGUCAGAACGGUCACGUGGACGUCCUCAAGCUGCUGCUUAAACACAACGUGGAUCUGGAGGCCGAGGACAAAGAUGGCGACCGGGCAGUGCACCACGCCGCAUUUGGCGAUGAGGGCUCUGUCAUUGAGGUGCUGCAGAGGGGCGGCGCUGACUUGAAUGCCAGGAACAAACGACGGCAGACUCCAUUACACAUAGCUGUCAACAAGGGACACCUGCAGGUGGUCAAAACCCUGCUGGACUUCGGCUGCCACCCCAGCCUUCAGGAUUCCGAGGGGGACACACCGCUGCAUGACGCUAUAAGCAAGAAGAGAGACGACAUGCUGUCUGUGCUGCUGGAGGCCGGUGCUGAUGUCACCAUCACCAACAAUAAUGGCUUCAACGCCUUGCACCACGCUGCCCUCCGUGGAAACCCCAGACGGCCCGGGAGGAGCAUGCAGCGCAUUGCCGUGUGGUCCUAGGCGUGAAAGUGAGCGGCACGGAACAUCAUGCAGAUGGGUCCAAGCGGUGGAGAGAUGCAGCUUCAAUAGGAUCUUCUCCUAAAAUAAGAAGGCAUUUUCAGAUAUGGACUGAAAUUUGAGAAAGCGAUUUAUAGACUCUGCACUAUUCUUUCAUCAUGACUUCACUGCGUUUUUAACCAUUAUCAUUAAAGCCAGGUGGAAAGAAUGCCGAUUGUCAGAGUUGGUACUGGUACCAUGACUAUUUAUUUAAUUGAAGGGGCACAGUCGGCAUAUUAAUGAGAGAACCUUGUGCCUUGUUUUUCAUCAGAGUAAAGCUGUCGUACUACACUGGCAUACGCACACCUUUUCAUCGCUCCACUGCGGGAGAAAUUUGUAGACACUGAUACAUUCUAGCCGUCCACAUCUAACAACAUUUUUAAAUAAAUCUAAUUUGAUAAAAAGCAA
This is a messenger RNA of Gasterosteus aculeatus aculeatus (three-spined stickleback), 3003 nucleotides long. The record is from RefSeq and is a predicted model, not a curated record. Lineage: Eukaryota; Metazoa; Chordata; Actinopteri; Perciformes; Gasterosteidae.